AUGAGUAGCUUGGUUGAGAGGCUUCGUAUAAGAUCAGACAGGAAACCAGUUUAUAACUUAGAUGAUUCUGAUGAUGAUGACAUUCUUCCUAAAAAAGAUCGGACCCUUGAGCAAGUUGAGGCUAUUGUCAGAACUGACGCGAAAGAAAAUGCAUGCCAGGCUUGUGGGGAAAGUGCUAAUCUUGUAAGCUGCAAUACAUGCACGUAUGCUUAUCAUGCUAAAUGCUUAGUUCCACCUCUUAAAGAUGCUUCUGUGGAAAAUUGGAGAUGUCCUGAAUGCGUUAGUCCUCUUAAUGAGAUUGAUAAAAUAUUGGAUUUUGAAUCGCGUCCUACAAUAUCCAAUGAACAAGAUUCCACUGAUGCGGCACCAAAGCCAGUCUUUGUGAAACAGUAUCUCGUGAAGUGGAAGGGAUUAUCAUACCUUCACUGCUCUUGGGUGCCUGAGAAAGAAUUUCACAAGGCUUAUAAGUCCAAUCAUCGUUUAAAAACCAGGGUGAACAACUUUCACCGUCAAUUGGAAUCAGCCAAUAACAACGAAGAUGAUUUUGUUGCCAUUCGUCCUGAGUGGACCACUGUUGAUAGGAUUCUUGCCUCCAGAGAAGAAGAUGGUGAGGACCAAUAUCUUGUAAAAUAUAAAGAACUUUCUUAUGAUGAAUGUUACUGGGAAUCAGAAUCAGACAUCUCAACCUUCCAGACUGAAAUUCAAAGGUUCAAGGAUAUAAAUUCUAGAACUCAUAGAGUUAAAGAUGUUGACCAUAAAAGAAAUCCCAAAGACUUUCAACAGUUUGAUCAUACUCCUGAAUUCCUCAAAGGCUUGUUGCAUCCGUACCAGCUUGAGGGACUUAAUUUUUUGCGGUUCUCGUGGUCAAAGCAGACACAUGUCAUCCUUGCUGAUGAAAUGGGGCUAGGCAAAACAAUUCAAAGCAUUGCCCUCUUAGCCUCACUUUUUGAGGAGAACCUCAUUCCGCAUUUGGUAAUCGCUCCUCUUUCGACUCUGCGGAACUGGGAGAGAGAGUUUGCCACAUGGGCUCCACAGAUGAAUGUGGUUAUGUAUUUUGGCACUUCACAAGCUCGAGCCGUUAUUAGAGAGCACGAGUUUUACUUCCCGAAAGGUCAUAAGAAGAUCAAGAAAAAGAAAUCUGGACAAAUCAGUAGUGAAAGCAAGCAAAAAAGAAUCAAGUUUGAUGUCCUCCUCACUUCGUAUGAGAUGAUCAACCUAGACACAGCAGUUCUAAAACCAAUUAAGUGGGAGUGCAUGAUUGUUGAUGAAGGCCAUCGACUGAAAAAUAAGGAUUCAAAGCUGUUCUCUUCGUUGACACAGUAUUCAAGUAACCAUCGUAUUCUUCUGACAGGAACACCACUUCAGAACAACUUGGAUGAACUUUUCAUGCUUAUGCAUUUUCUUGACGCGGGGAAGUUUGGCAGUUUGGAGGAGUUUCAGGAGGAGUUCAAAGAUAUUAAUCAAGAGGAGCAGAUUUCAAGACUGCACAAAAUGUUGGCUCCACAUUUGCUCAGAAGGGUCAAGAAAGAUGUAAUGAAAGACAUGCCCCCUAAAAAGGAGCUCAUUUUGCGUGUUGAUUUGAGUAGCCAGCAAAAAGAAUAUUACAAAGCUAUUUUUACCCGUAAUUAUCAGAUACUGACAAAAAAAGGAGGUGCUCAAAUUUCUCUUAAUAACAUAAUGAUGGAAUUACGAAAAGUUUGCUGCCAUCCUUAUAUGCUGGAUGGUGUAGAGCCAGUUAUUCACGACGCACAUGAGGCUUUCAAAAAACUUGUGGAAUCAUGUGGAAAGCUGCAACUUUUAGACAAAAUGAUGGUCAAGCUGAAAGAGCAAGGACACAGAGUUCUCAUAUACACUCAAUUUCAGCACAUGCUUGACUUACUUGAAGACUACUGUUCCUAUAAGGACUGGCUCUAUGAGCGAAUUGAUGGAAAGGUUGGCGGAGCUGAGCGGCAAAUACGCAUAGAUCGGUUUAAUGCCAAAAACUCUAACAGAUUUUGUUUUCUGCUCUCCACAAGAGCUGGUGGCUUAGGAAUAAAUCUUGCAACCGCUGAUACAGUAAUCAUUUAUGACAGUGACUGGAAUCCUCAUGCUGAUCUCCAGGCUAUGGCUAGAGCCCAUCGACUUGGCCAAACAAAUAAGGUGAUGAUUUACAGGCUCAUAAAUCGAGGCACCAUUGAAGAAAGGAUGAUGCAAUUGACUAAAAAGAAGAUGGUUCUAGAGCAUCUUGUUGUCGGGAAAUUGAAAACACAGAACAUUAAUCAGGAAGAGCUAGAUGACAUCAUCAGGUAUGGUUCAAAGGAGCUUUUUGCUAGUGAAGAUGACGAAGCAGGAAAGUUGGGAAAAAUUCAUUAUGAUGAUGCGGCGAUAGACAAGUUGCUUGAUCGUGAUCUCGUAGAGGCUGAGGAGGUCGCAGUGGAUGAUGAAGAGGAGAAUGGAUUCUUAAAGGCUUUCAAGGUGGCAAAUUUUGAGUAUAUAGAUGAAAAUGAGGCGGCAGCAUUAGAGGCACAGAGAGUUGCUGCUGAAAGCAAAUCUUCAGCAGGCAAUUCUGACAGGGCAAGUUAUUGGGAAGAGUUGUUAAAAGACAAAUUUGAGGUGCAGCAGGCAGAGGAGCUUAAUGCUCUUGGAAAAAGGAAAAGAAGUCGCAAGCAGUUGGUAUCCGUUGAAGAAGAUGAUCUUGCUGGUUUGGAAGAUGUGAGCUCUGAUGGAGAUGAAAGUUAUGAAGCCGAGUCAACAGAUGGUGAAGCUGCGGGACAAGGAAAUCAGACGGGUAGAAGGCCGUACAGAAGAAGGGGUCGAGAUAACUCGGAGCCAACUCCUUUGAUGGAAGGCGAGGGGAGAUCUUUCAGAGUACUGGGUUUCAACCAGAGUCAAAGGGCCAUUUUUGUACAGACGUUGAUGAGGUAUGGUGUUGGCAAUUACGAUUGGAAGGAGUUUGUUCCUCGCUUGAAGCAGAAGACCUAUGACGAAAUUAAAGAGUAUGGAAUACUCUUCUUGAAGCACAUUGCUGAAGAUAUUGACGAGAAUUCUCCAACCUUUUCAGAUGGUGUGCCCAAGGAAGGACUUAGAAUUGAAGAUGUUCUAGUCAGAAUUGCUGUUCUGUUGCUAGUACAGGAGAAGGUGAAAUAUGUAGAAGAUCAUCCAGCCAAACCUGUUUUCCCCAACCGCAUUCUUGAAAGAUUCCCAGGACUAAGGAGUGGAAAAAUUUGGAAGGAGGAACAUGACAAGAUAAUGAUACGUGCUGUUUUAAAGCAUGGGUAUGGACGAUGGCAAGCCAUUGUUGAUGACAAAGAGUUGGGGAUCCAAGAGCUUAUCUGCAAAGAAUUAAACUUCCCUCACAUAAGUUUGUCUGCUGCUGAACAAGCUGGCUUGCAGGGGCAGAAUGGUAGUGGAAGCUCCAAUCCGGGAGCACAGAAUAACCAGAAUCAUGGAAGCGGUAUUACGGGGAACAAUAAUGCUUUUGCUGAUGCGGGCCAAGUAAACUCGAUGUUCUAUUAUCGGGACAUGCAAAGAAGACUUGUUGAGUUUGUGAAAAAGCGAGUUCUGCUUCUGGAGAAGGCAUUGAAUUAUGAAUAUGCAGAAGAUUUUUAUGGACUUGGUGGCUCAUCAUCUAUGCCUAGUGAAGAACCAGAAGCUGAAGCAAAGGUCACUGACACAGUGGGAGGGGGCUUCGUCGAGGUUGAUGAUGAAAUGCUUGAUGGACUUCCUAAGACUGAUCCCAUAACUUCUGAAGAAAUUAUGGUGGCUGCUGUUGACAACAACCAAGAGCGGGUUGAAAUAGCUCAACAUUUUAACAAGAUGUGUGAAGUCUUAGAUGAGAACGCUCGUGAAUCAGUCCAAGCAUAUGCAAACAACCAACCAUCAAGUAGCAAGUUGAAUGAGAACUUGGGUUCACUCGAAUCUAUCAGUGGUAACAUUAGCAGGAUCCUCUCGGCUCCAUCCGAUCAAGUCAAGUCACAUGAAGACACUAAGCCAAACCUAAACAAUGUUGAGAUGAAAGACUCAGUCGAAGAAACAAAACCCUUAAGAGGCAGCGUAGAUCUGAAUGUGCUGGAGGGAGAAGAAAACAUUGCAGGAGCUAGUGGAAGUGUUGAUGUGAAAAUGGAAGAAGCCAAAGAAGAAGGCAAGCUCAAUCUCUUGGAUUGA
Molecule: messenger RNA, 4143 nt
Organism: Arabis nemorensis
Lineage: Eukaryota; Viridiplantae; Streptophyta; Magnoliopsida; Brassicales; Brassicaceae
Source: the annotation of a GenBank genome assembly